This is a messenger RNA of Verticillium dahliae VdLs.17, 2541 nucleotides long. RefSeq lists its product as uncharacterized. Gene Ontology annotation, molecular function: protein binding. Lineage: Eukaryota; Fungi; Ascomycota; Sordariomycetes; Glomerellales; Plectosphaerellaceae. The coding region runs from base 1 to 2541 and encodes 846 amino acids. The transcript has a single exon. The record is from RefSeq and is a predicted model, not a curated record.
AUGUUUGCCGCGAGGACGAUAUGCACAACCUGCCGAUCGAGGCUCCUCGCCGAGACGGUAGCAAAGGGCGCCUCCGUCCGCCACCAGUCGACGGUUCCUGCAGCUUCAACGUUCCGUAACUUGACAGAAACCACCCGAUCAAACCACGAUGCGACAGUACGACACAAGCCCGUUCCGACACAUAAACCAAGCUCUGCCACAUCCGAACGCAUACCCCGAGGCUCAAAUGAUGGCAAUGCAAAGAGGCGAGCCCUCGACCUGUUCGAGAGCACGAUCAACAGCGCCCGACGAUCCGAGUCCCAGGCAGAAGCAGACACGCAGAAGCUUCACCAGAUAGCUCGGAACAUCGACGCCAUCCUGCACAACGCGAGGGAGAAUCCGGAAGAACCCUAUGCUGCAGCGUUGUACGCAUGUGUCGUUGACGAUAUUCUUCCCCUUCUGCGCCAAUCCGAUAGCGGCCUAUUGCCGCAGUUUGCCUACAGCAAGGCGACCGAGGCGUUACGGGCGGUUCUCGAAGCCAAGGUCAACGCAUGCGAUGACCCGACCCUGCCCAGGGCCUCAGAACUUUGUGGCACGUUGGCAGAGAUUGGAAUGAAGACACCGGGCCGCCUCGAUCCCUUCCUCGGGCUUUUGAACUGGCUCAUCGCCAAAACACCAGCUGAGGCCAACGCGGCUGGCAGCCCUUCGGUUGAUGCUCAUUUCGACCAGCACCUUUUAGAAGACUUGCUAGGGUGCUGGAAGGGACUGUCUCUUUCGAGGCAUGCCUACAAGGCUCGCGGCCUUGACACACGACGCCCAACACCACGAAAUCCACGAAACAUAAGCGACCCGCUCUACAACUGCCACGUCGAGUUCCCGUUGCUCGUCUCUCUAGAUCCCAAGAAGCUGGUCGUGGUCCUCGCCACCACAUUCGUCCUACUGUCGGACCCCAGGGCGCAACCCGCCGCGUCUACAGAGGCCCUUGAGGCAGUGAAGAAGGAAUUGAAAGUUUUUGUCCAGCCUUUCGACGCAGUCCGGCUCGAGUCGCAUUUCACGGCACACCCGGCGUUAUGGGAAUACGUCGCACCACGCAUUGACUGGGCGCCAUUGCAAGCGCGCAUUCAGAGCAAGCCAAAGCAGCCGAUCGAGUUUCACUCGCCGACCAAGACGGCACAUGCCAACGUCAAGGUGCCAACCAAACGCAUCUCGUAUUCAGCCUGGCACAAGCGCUUGAGUACACUUUUCAAACUCAACGAUGCCAACGGAUUGCGAGAGGCCUGGGAGGAACUCACAAAUCCUGUCAACGAUACUGACAGGGCCGACAAGCUGAGGCAGUGCCCCGAGUUGUUCGACUACGUGCUCAACCAGUGCUGCAGCAAGCACGGUUCUGGCGGAGACAAGUUCUGGGAGUCAUUUACGAACCAGACAAUGGAGUACAUGGACACCAUUGGUUUAGUGCCGACCAUCAGGACAUAUACCUCCAUGAUGGAAGGCUGGAAGAUUGCCAAGAGGCUUCGAUCAGUCCAACUAUUGUGGAACCAGGUCGUUGAGUCUGGCAUGGAGCUCGAUCACCACAUUUGGUCGAGCAGGAUCUCUGCUAACGGCGCUUUGGGCAAUCCCAACGCUGGCAUGAAGGUGUUGACAGAGAUGCAAGCUAUUUGGGAGGAGUCGGUGGCCAACGGUACUCAACACAAGGCUGUGAAGCCAGACAUUAGCAGCGUCAAUGCUGCCAUCUCAGGUUUCCUUCGAAAUGACCGUAUGAGCUCUGUCCAGGACGUCCUCGCGUGGGCCAACACUCAGAGGAUUGAGCCUGACAUAUUCACCUACAACAAGCUUCUCGGCUACAUGCUCAAGAAGGGUCGCAUGGAGGAGGCUGACAACAUCCUCUCGAGCAUGAAGACCUCGGGCAUCAACCCGGACAGUGCCACCUUUACGAUUAUUCUCGAGACGGCGCUCGCCGAGAUGUCUAUGCAGGACCCCGAUGUCCAGCGCGUCACUGUUCGACGCGUCUUCGCCGAGAUGGCCACUUGCGGUCUCGAACCGAACCAGCAGACAUACGCCAAGAUGCUACACCUUCUUGUCCGUUCUGGCGACGGCGCCAAGGUCCCCAUCGAAGCCGUUCUGUCGCAUCUCCGUGCCUCGGGCCUGCAGCCAUCGCCGCAAAUCUGUACCAUCCUCUUCGAGUACUACUUCUCCCGCCGGCCCCGCGACUGGGACGCCAUCCGCGCCCUCAUCACAGACCGCCGCUCGCGCACGCGCGUGCUGACGGACCGCAUCUUCUGGGAGACGGUCAUGCGCCACUUCCACACCGCCGGCGAGGUUCGCGCCGCCCUCGAAAUCUUCUACGACAUGGACGACUGGGGCAUCUGGCCCUCGCUGUCGGUCCUCGAGCCCAUCCUGCGCUCGCUGACGGCGGCGCGCGAGUGGGAGGAGGCCCAGAAGCUCGUGACCACGGUCAGGAAGCAAGCGCGGCCGCUCUCUGCGGACCCAGAUGGGCGCUAUCAUAAGCAGGCCUUUUGGUUUGUGGCUCGGGACUGCGGCUUGAUGCAGGAGGAGGCGUGA